GGAACGAGGGUGAGAAUGAGAGGGGAGGUAAGGAGGGAGCGGAAGGGAGGAGGGGAGGAGGGAGGAAGGGAAGGGGCGAGGCUUGGACCGGUUCCCUCGUCGCAGUCCAGCCGCCGGGGAGAGCGGACGGUCGAAGCCGAACAAACUGUGUCCCGGAGCGGCGCGCAGACCCCGAGGGGGGUGAAAGGGGGAAGACUGGAGAUUCUGCCGGCGGCGGCGCCGGUGGAGAUGUGGCUCAUCCUGUGCCUGCUCCUGGCCCCUCCGGGCUCCGGGUCCACCGUUCUGACCGGAAUCCGGGGCCACUUCCACUCGCCGGGAUACCCGCAGGGGUACCCCGGUGACGUAAACCUGACGUGGGAGAUCCGGCUACCCCCGGGGUACGGGGUCGAGCUGCGCGUCACGCACGUCAACAUCGAGCCGUCGCGGGACUGCGCCGACGAUCAUCUGCAGGUCCUGUCGCAGGACGAGAUCCCGGGCCCCGUCUGCGGCUCCGGCAACCUCUCGCUCCCCCUCUUCUUCCGAACGUCCGGUCCUCGGAUGGUCGUCUCCUUCACCUCGAAGCUCUCCAACGCCCGGCGGCGCACCGGGUUCCUGGCCUACUACAGCGCCGUGGAUAUCGACGAGUGCGCGGAAGGCAGGCCCUGCGGCCAGUUCUGCGUUAACUACAUCGGGGGCUUCCUUUGUACCUGCGGCUUCGGGUACCGGUUGCUGGAGGACGGCGUGAGCUGCGGGGUCGUGGACUGUGGGGCUCCCCGGCGCCUCAGGAACGGAGUGACGAAUUUUACCUCCACUCUCCUGCAAAGCCGCGUCAAGUACAGCUGUGAGGAGCCCUAUUACGCCCUGGAGGGCGCCGAGGAGUUUGAAUGCUCGGACAGCGCAGAAUGGGUCGCCGUUGAAAGCGGGGAGGCAACGAUGCCGAAAUGCAUGCCAGUCUGCGGGGCCUGCCACGUCCUCUCGGGCACGGGCCGCAUCUUCGGCGGCUCCCUCGCACGGCCGGGCCAGAUCCCGUGGCAGGUCCGCCUGCGGCUGCCCUCCAUGGCGGGCGGCGGGGCGCUGCUGAGCGACGGGUGGGUGCUGACCGCCGCCCACGUCGUCGAGACGGCGCUCCGGCCCCUGAUCAUCGCCGGGGUCACCAACCUUAGGACCGCGGGGCGGGAGGAGCGGCAGGAGCUGGAGGCCGAGAAGGUAUUUCUCCACCCGGGCUACCGCAAGCAGGUCCUGGGAUACCCGAACUACGACAACGACGUGGCCCUGGUGAAGCUGAAGAGGAGGGCGAAGUUGGGCCCCACCGUGGCCCCGCUCUGCCUGCCCGGGCCUGGGGAGAUCGAGGUACCCUCGGUCGGGACCCUGGGUCUGAUCGCGGGCUGGGGCAGGACGGAGAAUAAUUCCCGGCGCUCCUACGACCUCCUCUCGGCCCGGAUCCCGGUGGUGGACAUGGACCUCUGCCGGCGGGGCGACUACGCAGGCCAGUCCCCCGUCUUCACGGAGAACAUGGUGUGCGCCGGACUGCCCGGCACCGACUCCUGCCAGGGCGACGGCGGCGGGGCCUACGUCUUCCUGGGCUCCGGCGGCCGGUGCGUGGCCCGCGGGAUCGUCUCCUUCGGGCCCCUGCAGUGCGGGAGCUACAGCGCGUACACUCAGCUGGGGAAGUACGCGGACUGGCUGCAGGACGUGAUGGCGGAGAACGGGCAGUGGGAGGACGACGAGUAGGGCGAAGAAACGACUCCUCACCGUCCUCUCUCAAUAAAAUGAAAGCGAACCAUCCACAGAGUCGAUUUAAACUUAAUAAUCUUU
Mobula hypostoma (lesser devil ray) is the source of this 1794-nucleotide messenger RNA. RefSeq names its product complement C1s subcomponent-like. Gene Ontology annotation, cellular component: extracellular region. Gene Ontology annotation, molecular function: serine-type endopeptidase activity; calcium ion binding. Gene Ontology annotation, biological process: proteolysis; complement activation. The transcript is spliced from 7 exons. Bases 16 to 1710 code for a protein of 564 amino acids. NCBI's taxonomy places the organism in Eukaryota, Metazoa, Chordata, Chondrichthyes, Myliobatiformes, Myliobatidae. The record is from RefSeq and is a predicted model, not a curated record.